Molecule: messenger RNA, 1158 nt
Organism: Diaporthe citri
Lineage: Eukaryota; Fungi; Ascomycota; Sordariomycetes; Diaporthales; Diaporthaceae
Exons: 2
Coding region: 1-1158 (385 amino acids)
Biological process (GO): cell wall mannoprotein biosynthetic process; protein N-linked glycosylation
Cellular component (GO): mannan polymerase complex
Molecular function (GO): alpha-1,6-mannosyltransferase activity
Source: RefSeq, a predicted model, not a curated record
AUGGCGCGUGCCAUGGGGCCGGUUCGUCUCAAGAAGGCGAACCCCAUAACUCUCGCCAUCGGCACUGUCUUGUGCAUCUUCAUUCUAUACUUCCUCGUCGCUCCCUCAGGGUCCAGCAGCGGCGGCGGCGGCGGCGGCAGCAGCAUCUCCCUUGCCAACGUCAAGAAGCCGACCGUCGCCAGCCAUCCUCUGUCCCCGCCGACCUCACCCUUCCGGAAACCCAUCGCCGACAAGAAUGGCAGGUCUGCGCCGCCACCCGUUGUUCACUACAACCUGAACAACGUCACAAUCUCUGCGAAUCCCAUCGAGAACAAUGAGAACGUCCUCAUCCUGACCCCGAUGGCCCGCUUCUACCAGGAGUACUGGGACAACCUACUGAGACUCACAUACCCACAUCAACUUAUAACACUGGGCUUCAUACUUCCCAAGAACAAAGAAGGAAACGAGGCGACGUCAUUGCUACAGGCGCAGAUAUCCAAGACGCAAAAGUCCGGUCCCGAGAAGGACCGCUUUAAGAGCAUCAUCAUCCUCAGGCAGGACUUUGACCCGCCGCUGUCUUCGCAGGACGAGAGUGAAAGGCACAAGAUGCAGAACCAGAAACCACGGCGCGCUUCAAUGGCGAAAGCGCGCAACUCCCUUCUCUUCACAACGCUGGGACCAUCGGUGUCCUGGGUUCUAUGGCUGGAUGCUGAUGUAGUCGAGUCCCCGCCCGAUAUGAUUCAGGACCUAGCUGCUCACAACAAGGCCAUUGUCGUCCCGAACUGCUUCCAGAGGUAUUAUGACGAGACGACGAAGGAGAUGGCUGAGCGUGCAUACGACUUCAACAACUGGAAGGACAGCCCUACGGCCCAGGAGCUUGCGAGUAAGAUGGGCAAGGAUGAUAUCCUGCUGGAAGGCUACGCCGAGAUGCCCACGUUCCGAGCGCUCAUGGCCUAUAUGUACGACGAACGGGAAGAUAUUCACCUUGAGGUCGAGCUGGAUGGUGUCGGAGGCACGGCAGUACUGGUCAAGGCAGACGUGCAUCGUGACGGAGCCAUGUUCCCUCCUUUCCCGUUCUACCAUCUCAUCGAGACGGAGGGGUUCGCCAAGAUGGCAGCGCGCCUGGGCUGGAAAUCCACCGGUCUUCCCAAUUACAAGGUUUACCACUAUAACGAGUGA